Messenger RNA from Rubroshorea leprosula, 599 nucleotides. NCBI's taxonomy places the organism in Eukaryota, Viridiplantae, Streptophyta, Magnoliopsida, Malvales, Dipterocarpaceae. The record is from the annotation of a GenBank genome assembly.
AAGCUUUAUUAGAAGGGUUGAAUACUCACCAAAAAAACCUAACGGCAAGUGGAGAAUGUGCAUUGACUUCACGAGCUUAAAUGAAGCAUGUCCCAAAGACCUACACCCCUUGCCUAAUGUGGAGAAGUUAGUAGAGUGUGUAGCAGGUCACGAGCACAUGAGCUUCUUAGAUGCCAACUCAAGAUAUCAUCAAGUUCAAUUGUGGUUGGACGACCAGGAGAAAAUGACAUUCUAUGCGGGCGAUGCCAUAUACUGCUACGUCAUCAUGCCAUUUGGAUUGAAGAAUGCCGGGGCCACAUAUCAAAAGUUAAUUCAGGUCGUCUUUAAACUUCAGAUCGGUAAGAAUAUUGAAGUUUAUGUUGAUGACAUGAUUAUCACUAGCCUGCAAGCUGAAGAUCAUGUAGACGACCUCAAUGAAACGUUCCAAAACCUACGACUAGCACAGAUGAAGUUAAAUCCUCUUAAGUGUACCUUUGCUAUGGAAUCAGGCAAAUUUCUGGGCUAUGUGGUAUCCAAGGAGGGAAUUGAGGUGAACCCGGACAAAGUUUAGGUCGUCCAACAAAUGGAACCUCCAAACACAAUAAAAGAAGUGCAGUGUC